GUCUCCUUUAAUUGGUUGCUAUGUUUGCUAUAUAUAUGAAGAGAAAAAGCCAACCAAAACACAAAUUUUCAAAUAAACUUAGAAGAGAAAAAUGGCAGUCAUUGAAACAAACACAAAAAGCUCUCUUCAUCUUCGCAGCAACAGCUUACCCUCCGCACCUCACCCUCUUGUAUCACAAUUUGAGGGUAAUUUGCAAAGAUUGAAGAGUUCUGAAGGCGUCUCUUCAGCAUCAUCAUCCUCGGUAUGCAACAAACUUAAUGGCACGCAGGAUUUGCAUGACUGCAUUGAUAAACUGCUUCAAUUGCCAAUUGAACAACAAACCUUAGCACAAGAGUGCAAUGAAAAAAGUGUCGAUGACCUACUAGAAGGAUCACUUAGGAUCUUGGAUAUCUGUAGUAUAGCUAAGGAUUUUCUUUUGAUAUCAACCGAAAGAAUCCAUGAACUACAAUCAAUAAUCAGAAGGAGAGGCAACGAAACUGGAUUCACAGUUGAGGGUGCAAAAUACAUGGCUUUUAGGAAGAACAUGAAGAAGCAAAUCCGAAAGGCGUUGGUAAAUUUGAAAUCAAUGAAGAAUGAGUUGAUUUCUUCUUCCUCAAACAAUAAAGAAAAUAACUCUUCGCCCAUGCUUCAAUCCUUGAAAGAAGCGGAAGCAGUCACCCUAAGCUCACUAGAACAUUUGUUGCUAUUUAUCUCUGAUCCAAAAGGACACGCAAAGAACGGAAGAUGGUCAGUAAUAUCCAAGUUGAUGCAUUCCAAAAGAGUAGUUUGUGAUUCUCAAGAAUCAGACACAAAUGAAUUUGAGAUGGUGGAUGCAGCUUUACAGUCUCUCAUCAGCAACAAGUUUUCAUGUACUAAAAAUGUUCAAAGUCAACUGGAAAAUUUGGAGAUGUGCAUUCAAGAUCUAGAAAUAGAAGUUGAGCGCAUGUCAAGAAAAUUAAUCAGAAAUAGAGUUUCACUUCUUAACAUAUUCAACCACUAAUCAUAGUGUCAAACUGUCAAUAUCAUUUUUGUGCACUCAAUUUUCCUCCCAUGAGUGUUACAUACUUACAUAUCUGUACAUGAAUGUGAAUAUAUCUUAUUUUUAAUACUGAAUAUUAUUAUCUUAAGGAUCAAUAUUAGUUCAACAUCAAUCUCUUUUGCUCACUUCCCUUCAAAAUCU
Messenger RNA from Vicia villosa (hairy vetch), 1159 nucleotides. RefSeq lists its product as uncharacterized. Lineage: Eukaryota; Viridiplantae; Streptophyta; Magnoliopsida; Fabales; Fabaceae. Bases 92 to 979 code for a protein of 295 amino acids. The transcript has a single exon. The record is from RefSeq and is a predicted model, not a curated record. Gene Ontology annotation, biological process: root development; shoot system development.